AUGGUGCGCAUUACGGUAGAACUGCUGCGCCGCCGCUCAGAGCACAACGAGGGAUGUCUGAGCACCCUGAAGGAGAUCGCGCUGCACCAGCAGGACAUCGAACGCAUUGAGGUGGUUGGCGAUGCCUGCCGCGAGCUGGAGAUCCUGUACCUCUGCAACAACUACAUCGCACGCAUCGAGGGGCUGCACCACCUCAAGUGCCUCAAGUACCUAAAUCUGGCGGUGAACAACAUCACAUGCAUUGAGGGACUCGAGGGGUGCGAGGCGCUCGAGCGUCUGGACCUGACGCUGAACUUCGUCGCGGACAUGACGUGCGUGCGGAGGCUGCAGGCAAACGCGUUUCUCGAGCAGCUGCACCUCACCGGCAACCCGUGCACGAAGACGCCGGGCUACCGCGCCUACGUCAUCCACGCGCUGCCGCAGUUGCGCGACCUUGACGGCGAGGAAGUGGUGCGCUCGGAGCGGCUUGAGGCGCGGCAGGACAACGGCGAAGUUGCGGCGGUCGUUGACGAGGAGGCGCUGCGUGUGCGGGAGGCGGAGCGCAUCAAGGCAGAGAUGAUCGCACAGGGCAUCGAGGUGUUCCCGCCGCGCUACAACGACAAGGGUGAGCGUGUGUACGGUCACACUCCGGAGGAGCGGCUGCAGAUGUUGCGUGAAAAAGAGGAGGAAGAACAGCAGAAGGCAAAGAAGGAGGUGGUGCCUGGGAGUCUGGCAGCGCUACGCGCAGAGGCAGAAAGGCGGCCGCAGCGCCUCACUGCGGAAGAAGAGUUGGAGAAGCACGGCCGACUUCUGCUUCGGAAUGAGCCAAAGUUGCCGUUUGUGCUUGACGAGGACGGUGAUGAUGAGGCGGUUGUACUGACGGUGGAGGUGCCGAAAUUCCUCUCUACCACACUCCUUGACAUACAGGUGGAGGUGAAUUACAUACGCGUGCUGGUUAAAGGAAAACUCAUACAAGUGCCGCUGCCGCGUGAAGUUUCGCCGUCUGCAGCAGCUGUGCAACGCGCGGCGGUGACGGGAACGCUCAAAAUUCGGGUGCCCUACGCCCCACAUGUACUGCAAGAGAUUGCGGAGGCGAAGAAACGGCGGCAGCGUUUGUGUGGUGUGUGUACUGAGGAAGAAGAAUAG
Molecule: messenger RNA, 1125 nt
Organism: Trypanosoma grayi
Lineage: Eukaryota; Euglenozoa; Kinetoplastea; Trypanosomatida; Trypanosomatidae
Product: putative leucine-rich repeat protein
Exons: 1
Coding region: 1-1125 (374 amino acids)
Cellular component (GO): cytoplasm
Molecular function (GO): protein binding
Source: RefSeq, a predicted model, not a curated record